Molecule: messenger RNA, 4305 nt
Organism: Bombyx mandarina (wild silkworm)
Lineage: Eukaryota; Metazoa; Arthropoda; Insecta; Lepidoptera; Bombycidae
Gene: wapl
Product: cohesin release factor wings apart-like
Source: RefSeq, a predicted model, not a curated record
AUGUCUCGCUGGGGUAGAGGUAGAGGCGGCAGCGUGGCUGUGCCGCUUGAUAGUGCCCUAUUUAGAGAGAACAGCAACUGUCCUACCGCGGCUCGUUCUGCAGGUACAGUUGGAAAGUGGGGUAUUACCAGCUUUACGUCAAUCCGAAGCGCGCCUUACGCAUACUCUAGCAAUGUUCUUAAGAAGCCAGUUCAAGAUCAAAAUAGCCCCUUAACAGUACCAGCCGUUGAGGCAGAACAACCUCCACCGAAGCCCAAAAAAUUCUUUAAAUCCCGAAAUGCAGAACUAUAUCCUCCAGUUCCUCAAAUUACUUAUGCACCACCAGUACCUGCAGCACCUCUAUCACCAGAACAUCCUUCUCAUAGUAAAGAGAAAAAACCAAAAAGAAGGACACAUACAAGAGAUUCGUCCUCUCCAGAAAUACCUUGGAGAAGUUCUGAAAAGAACAAAACGAAGAAAAGCACAGUUGCAACUAAGGCAGCCAAAAAAGAGGAUGUCCCUGCUGAAAAUGCUCAACCACCCAAUAAACGUUACUUAGUCCGUAAUAGGAAUAAGGUGAUAAAUUAUGCUGAAGACGGCAGUAAUAGUCCCAUACCAGAAUUUACAAGUCGAUAUGAACCUCUACAUGUGAAAGCUCCAUCACCAAAAAUACCAACACCAUUGGCAAGUCCAUCAUUAGAAAAUCAAACUCUUGUAAAAGCAGAAGUAUCAAGUCCUUCGACAAGUAAAGAUGCUAAUGAGGAACGUAAGCCACCUCCUAUUGUGCUAAGAAUAUCUAAAGGAACGUCCCGAAUUGUCAGCACAGAUUCAAAUGAAGGCUUUACAUCUCCAAAUUCUGACAGACAUUCAUCUUUGGAUAUGCAUUCAGAUGUUGGCUUUGAUCACAAAAAGAGUCCAUCUGUUGAGACAAUAUGUUCACCAAAACAAGAAAGCCUUAAAAUUACAAUAAAAUGCCCAGGCAUAAAUCAUGAAAAUAAGAAAGAAAAGAAAAAAGAAAAAAAGGACCACAAAUCUCACAAAAGACAUCAUCAUAAAAGUUUUGAUGAAGAACUUGCAAAGAAACCGGCCUCACCACAAUCUGGUUUGGAUGUUUAUGAUCUCUACAAAACUCUUGCAUCACCUCCAUAUGAUAAUGAAAAGGUCUUUGGAAGUAAACAAACAACUAAAGAUGAAAUUGAAUCACGUCUUUCUAAGCUUGAUGGCUUAGAACCACCCAUAAAAUCACCUAGGUUAGAAGUGCAACCGAAUGAAACACCACCUGAACCAAAACCACCAGAAAAUACAGGAAGAUCAAGAAGAAAUCGACCCAAUAUAAACUAUAGUGAAAAUGAUGAUUACUUAGAUGUAAUUACUACUGGUUAUACUAGCAAACAAACAAUUAAAACAGUAAGUGACCUCAAAAAAGAAGGACGUAAAACUAGAAGGAAACAAGAAGCAACUAUUGAAAAUUCUUUAGUCACUGCUACAGACCCUGGUAGUGAAACUGAAAAGAAAGAAAGCCCUCCAGAGAAUACAAAAUUAGUAGAAAUGUUUUCAAAUAGCGCAGAGAAUAAACCAAUUAUUGAGACAUACAAAAAGCCACACAAAAAGCAAAAACAUAAGCAAAUAAAAUAUUCUAGCCCUGAAGAGGAGAUAGACAUGACUCAACAGAAAAACUCACAGGAACAACACAACAACAGUGAUAAAGAAUCAAAACUAGAUGACUUACCACUGAACAGCUUAGUUCAAAUGUCAAAUUCACAUGACACUCAAGGUUUUCCUCAAGCAAAUACCCAGUCUUCAGACUCUGCUUACAACAGUUGCCCUAAUGAUAAUUCAGAAGAAGAAAUACAAAGGAAUUCACAAGAAGAUGUCUUCAAAUCUCCAAGGGGCUUAGGCGAAUCAGAAGAGCAUUUAGAAGAUAAACCAAGUGUAAAAUUGGUAAUAACUAAAAAGAAAGGCUCAAUAUUUAAAAGUAAGUCAUUAGUAAAUGACAAUCCAUCACCAUUGCCUGCUAGGAAGAGACGUCAUUUGUAUAGGCAUGAAUGGGCCAAUGAUAAAGGAAGUGAAACUCCAAGGCCUGAGCCAUCGGAAAAUUCUGAGGUCAGAAAUCCAGUAGCACCAGUGACUGAAGAACUGACCAGGGUCACUAGGUACAGAGCCGCUGAUCCCAUUGUAGAUGACAUUGAGUCUACUAAUGAUGGUUUUAAACCAUAUACUAGUGUUAAAUGUAAUAAGGAAGCUAAAGAAUAUUACACUGUAGUCAGAAAUGUCAAGAAAGCACAUCAGAUACAGGAAAUUGGAGAAUUCCAAGAAUUCAAUGAUGAUGUUGAAUACCUUCUGGAUGCAUUACAGGACAACAAUCCAAUGUCAACAAGGUGUCUAUCAACGAUAACAUUGGCGAGCAAAUGUACGGCACCGGCAUUCCGCAUGCACUUGCGGGCCCACGGUACUGUGCAGAAGUUCUUCAGUGCACUUCACGACGCCACAAAUGACCAGAGUCUGGGUCUGUGCACUGCCACAGUCAUGUUUGUGUUAUCCCAAGAUCGUCUCAACAUGGACUUAGAUCGAGAAUCACUUGAGCUUAUGUUAAACUUGUUAGAAUCCGACGCUUCACAUAAGAAUGCUCUCGAUGAUUGUGGUUUAACAUCGACACAAUUAGCCAAAACACAAGAGCGUGUAAGGGAAUUAUGUGCUGAGAUAAAAAGCCAAGGGAAAGCUCAACAUUUAGAUUUGGAUAACAUUACGGUUGGUCAUUUAGCAAUGGAAACGCUUCUUUCACUGACGUCGAAACGCGCUGGUGAAUGGUUCAAAGAAGAAUUGAGAGUUUUGGGUGGUGUUGAUCAUAUUGUGCGUACUAUCCAGGACUGCGCUAAUAAACUCGACAUGCCGACAUCUUCAUGGACUAAUGAACAAAUUGAAGUGCUAAGGAAAGCAGAUAGAUGUAUGCGGGUUUUAGAGAAUGUGACACAACAAAACGAAGAGAACCAAAUACAUCUGGUACGCGAGGGCGGCGGCGCGGCGCGGACACUGGCGGCGUUGCUGCGGCGCUGCGCGGCCGAGGCGCGGCGCGACGUGGAGCGACGCCUGCCGCUGCUCGACGCCGCGCUGCCCGCACUCAAAGUACUAGUCAACCUCUCGCACUCGUUCGGUAACACCGCAUCAGUCGGAGCUCAAGUAGUAGGUGAACAACCAUCAGUCAUGGAAAUCUGCCUCAUCAUUCUCAACAAUCAAGGAAAUUUUAUACCUGAUAACAGGAACUUCGAAUUUAGUGUUUGUGUCCUUUUACUGCUAAUAAAUUUAGUACAAAACAAUGAGACGAACACGCAACGCUUACUGAAUGUGCGGAUCCGUGUUGAUAAUGAAGAUGACAUUAUAUCCCGAAGCGUGUCGGCGCUCGACCUUAUUGUCGAUUUGUUCUACAAGCGAGAAGAUCUGGCGAGGCGAGCUGAAGAAAACACGGAUGCUUUGUUAGAUGGUGAAAAAGAACCUGAAUCUGACACAGAAAAGAAGAAGCAAUCCCAAGAUGACAUUGACGAGACUGUAGCAAAAUUGUUGUCCCGCGCCGGCACGCACAUGGAGCACACGAUGGUCGGCGCGUACAUCGGGCUGCUGGUGGGGCACAUGGCCGUGCUGUCCCCCGAGCACGCGGCCGCGCUGCGCCAGCGCGUGCCCGACUACGCGCCGCUGCUGCCCACGCUGCGCAAGUACUACGCCUUCCUCUCCCUCACUGCGAGCGGGGAAGCGGCGAUCGUCGCCCACGUCAAGUCUACGCAGCGCAUCAUCGAGUUCAUGGAGACGAGCGACAAGGACUAUUUGUCGCCGUCCGACGUGCCGCAGGACAUGUCGCUCAACACCCUCACGUACUCGAACCACAACUACGGCACUGGGUCCGACAGAAUUUCGUCCAUGGAACUCGACGGGUACCACUGAAACACGAACGUGUUACUCUGAGAUCGUAUGCCGCGGAAGUACAAUGUCAAUUCUCGAUAUGUCGAGAGGCUUCUUUUGUAAAAUUGACUGUAUUAUAAGUUUUUUUUUAGUGAUAUUUUACUAUCUCAUUUCAAAAACAGUUUACUUGGAAAAAUGUCGCUUAUCCAUAUAAUCUAGGAUGACUGUUCAAAAAGACCAGUUUUUACAAAAUAUACAAAGUCAAAUGUUCAGAAACGUGUCAAUUUUAAGAAAAUAAUUCGUGUUUGUGCCGUUGCAAUGAGAAAAAAAUAAAUAGCGUACGCCUUUUGUAAUAUAUCGAUGAUCAUAUCGUAAUCUAAAUAUUCGUGAGCAAUAAUUAAUUGAGAAAGAGCGUGUAAAUUUUAUGUAAAAAAA